Messenger RNA from Fusarium poae, 708 nucleotides. RefSeq lists its product as uncharacterized. NCBI's taxonomy places the organism in Eukaryota, Fungi, Ascomycota, Sordariomycetes, Hypocreales, Nectriaceae. The transcript has 4 exons. The record is from RefSeq and is a predicted model, not a curated record. Gene Ontology annotation, molecular function: palmitoyl-(protein) hydrolase activity; carboxylic ester hydrolase activity. Gene Ontology annotation, cellular component: cytoplasm. Bases 1 to 708 code for a protein of 235 amino acids. Gene Ontology annotation, biological process: protein depalmitoylation.
AUGUCUUCAGGAAGAAUCGCCCCGCUCGUUUUUCCUGCGGCAUCCCGGCACACAGCUACAGUCAUCUUUGUUCACGGUCUCGGUGACACUGGCCAUGGUUGGGCGAGCGCUGUUGAAAACUGGCGCCGGCGACAGAAGUUGGAUGAGGUCAAGUUCAUCCUGCCUCAUGCACCUCAAAUCCCCAUCAGUGUAAACAUGGGAAUGAGAAUGCCUGGAUGGUUUGAUAUCAAACAACUUGGUGGAGACGUCGACUCUCUCAUUCGUAACGAGGACAUAGAAGGUAUCAAGCUCAGCCAAAAGUACUUCCACGAUCUCAUUCAACAAGAGAUUGACUCGGGAAUUGCCACUGAUCGCAUCGUUCUCGGCGGCUUCUCCCAGGGUGGUGCUAUGUCUCUCCUUGCUGGCCUCACCUGCACAAGCAAGCUGGGUGGCAUCCUUGGCCUUUCCUCGUGGUUGCUUCUGUCCAAGACCUUUGCCGACAUAGUCAAGCCUACAGAUGCCAACCGCCAGACUCCUGUCAUGAUGUUUCACGGCGAAGAAGACCCUAUCGUCCCUUGCGAGCGUGGAAAGCUGAGUGCCGACCUGCUCAAGGGACUUGGCUACGAUGUUGCAUGGAAGACUUACCCUGGUAUGGGACAUUCUGCUGUUCCUGAGGAGCUUGACGAGGUGGAAGCAUUCUUGAGGAAGCAGUUGCCCCCUAAGAACUAG